This is a messenger RNA of Cucurbita moschata (crookneck pumpkin), 1122 nucleotides long. Its product is annotated as putative hydrolase C777.06c. The transcript has a single exon. Bases 1 to 1032 code for a protein of 343 amino acids. The record is from RefSeq and is a predicted model, not a curated record. Lineage: Eukaryota; Viridiplantae; Streptophyta; Magnoliopsida; Cucurbitales; Cucurbitaceae.
AUGACUCCUGAGACAACAGAAGAUGGAAUUUAUAGGGGCCGUCGUCUUGGCACGCGAAAAUGGUUAACGGUCUUGGCAGUUAUCAACGUCAUUGGUACUGGUUGUUCCAUAUAUAUCAAAUAUAUCUUCUUAGGAACUGGUUGUUCCAGCGCCGUCCCCAAUGCAAUGUGUCUGAUCCAGCCCUCUGAUCCUCCUUGCCGCAUCUGUUCCCAGGCCCUCUCCGUUCCACCUGAGAAAAACCCUAAUUACAGGUGCAAUACGUCUCUUCUCAUUGACUAUUGCCAAGUGGAUGGCAGCCACCAUUAUAUUUUGAUUGAUGUAGGGAAAACAUUUAGGGAGCAAGUACUACGAUGGUUUACUCACCAUAGGAUUCCUAGAGUGGAUUCAAUUAUUUUGACUCAUGAACAUGCUGAUGCGAUUCUUGGCCUGGAUGAUGUACGUGCAGUACAACCUUUUAGCCCUAUAAAUGAUAUUGAUCCCACACCAAUUUACCUCAGUCAGCAUUCAAUGGAAAGCAUUUCAGUGAAGUUUCCUUACCUAGUCCAGAAGAAACUUAAAGAAGGCCAAGAAGUGAGACGAGUGGCACAGCUUGACUGGAAGAUAAUCGAGGAUCACAUUGAGAAGCCCUUUGUUGCAUCAGGCUUACAAUUUACUCCUUUGCCUGUUAUGCAUGGUGAAGAUUAUAUAUGUCUGGGGUUUCUUUUUGGUGAAAAAUAUAGAGUAGCUUAUAUUUCUGACGUUUCACGAAUUCCUGCAAGUACAGAACAUGUUAUUUCAAUAAAUGGAGCUGGACAGUUGGAUCUUCUUAUCUUGGACACGUUGUAUAAGACUGGAUCCCAUAACACUCACUUUUGCUUCCCACAGACCCUGGAUGCUGUGAAGAGGCUAAACCCGAAACAAGCCAUGUUAAUUGGAAUGACGCAUGAAUUUGAUCACCAUAAGGACAACGACUUCCUGCUUGACUGGUCCAAAAGGGAAGGAAUUCCAGUGCAGCUUGCUCACGACGGGUUAAGAAUUCCUGUAGGCCUUUAAACAGGCUAUACGGACCACGAGUCAGUACCUGAUUGAUAUACAUCUCAUGUGUUUUGGGAGGAUACAAUUCAUUCUUUUUGAAACUAUACU